GUGAGAGCAGGUAAGCGGUCUGGGAAGAGGUGGUGCUAUUGCGCACGCGGCUCUAACCCAGAGCAAACUGUACUCAGCGUAUGCUCUCCGAACUGUUGUUAUGGAGAAAUUUCCAGUGAGAGGAGAGGACCCGGCAGUCUAUUCAACGUCUGCAGUAACAGUAAUGGUGCGCUGUCGGGGGCUCUGAAGUCUGUGCGCGCCCGUCGGGUUUUUGUUGGAGUCUUUGAGCCGUGCGCUUCAGCUUGGAUACAAGACACAGGAUCUGCUGCUGUUGCUUCGUUACCUGAAGUUUUACACUUUGCUGCUUCUUGCAUGCACUAUUUUUUUCUUUUUCUUCUUGUUCUGAAGCGCAUCUGUGGCUGUUCCACUUUGUGUUUUUGUACUGGGAGAGCGCGCGUGUCAGCCAGAUAUGUUUUCUCCAAGAAGUUUAGCAGCCCUGCAGUCGCUCUCCUAAACUCCAAUAUUUCCAUUUAUUGUUAUUAUUAUUGUUGUUGCUGUUGUUGCUAUAUUUUACUUGAACACUUCAGAAGCUUUAAACUGACAAAGGGGGAAAUGGCCAAAGUGGGGAAACCGCGGCUUUGUGUCAUGACAAAAGGGGAGAACGGGUAUGGAUUUCACUUGCAUGGCGAGAAAGGAAAGAGCGGCCAGUUCAUCCGCAAAGUGGAGGCUGGCUCCCCCGCAGAAGCGUCAGGGCUGCGUGCCGGUGACAGGCUGGUCGCAGUGAACGGAGUAAACGUGGAGAAGGAGACGCACCAUCAGGUGGUACAGAGGAUUAAGGCCAUGGACAACAAGACCAGGUUGCUGGUGGUUGACUCUGAGACCUAUGAAAGCCUACGCAGCCUGCGCCUCACAGCAACAGAGGAUAUGGCCGUCCUUAGAAUUGGAAAUCCUUCCUCCUCUUCCUCUCCACCUGUGUCUCCUUCUCCAGCACCAUCGUCAACACCAUCUUCCCCCUCCAAGAAGCGGGAGAACGGCUCUCUGUCUAAGCAGCCCGUCACAGUGAGCGACCAGGUGCAGAAGCCCACUAGGAGGUCACCGUCUAAGGCUGCAAAGAAGGAGGCCCAGGCUGAAGCUCAAACCCAGCCCGAGUCCCAGUCGAGGCCCCAGGUCAACCCAUCCGAGCUCGCUCCACGUCUCUGCCACCUGGUGCGGUCAGAGAUGGGCUACGGCUUCAACCUUCACAGUGAUCGGUCGCGGCCCGGACAGUACAUCCGCUCCCUGGACCCCGGGUCACCUGCAGACCGUGCCGGGCUCCAGCCUCAAGACAGACUCAUAGAGGUUAAUGGCGUUAACAUCGAGGGCAUGCGGCAUGCAGAGGUGGUGGCCUUCAUCAAGAAAGGGGGAGAUGAAACCUGGCUGUUGGUGGUGGAUCCAGAAACAGACGAGCACUUCAAGAGGAGGGGAUUGAUCCCCACAGUCAGCCAUGUAAAAGACUAUGACGGUCCAUCCAUAUCCAAUGGCUCCCCCAGUCCUCAGAUCAAUGGCAGCUCUACCACUCAGUCCAUCCGGUCCACGCAUUCUGACCUCAGCAGCCAGGGCAACAGCACGCAGGUGGAUCUGGCAGAUGAUGAAGGUGGCCAGCUGUCUGACCCCUUUGCCGAGAUGGGCCUGAGUCUCAGUGCUACGGCGGCAGAAGAAAAGAGGAAGGUCCGUGGUAAAGAAAAGAGGAAGGCCCCGCAGAUGGACUGGACGAAGAAGCAUGAGCUCUUCAGCAAUUUCUGAGACAUUCUGCUCUAAGGACACGACAAAGGACAGAGAUUUAUGCAGAUCCCUGAAUGGGAGACUUAUCCUCUUGAUAUACAGAUUCUCUUCUUCUUAGACAAAGAACCAAGAUAACCCUUCAAACAGAAGAUAUUUUCAUCCUGGGAUUUAAUGUGACAGAACUGUUCGAAGGAUUUUACUUCUUAAGUGACUUAAUAGUUCCUUUUCGUUCAAGUCCAGCAUAAAGGAAGUGCUAUAUGACUUUGUGACUGCAAAAAAUAUGCUCAGAAGGGAACUUUGUCCUUACAUGUACUGCUGUCCUUGGGGAAAGUGCAGUCAAAUAUUCACAAAUUUGCCUUUGUCUUUACUUGAUUAUCCCAUUCUCCCUACUCCUAGAGACUCUUUUUGACAGCUAUUUUUAUAUUUAAAAAGUAUAAGCGACUAUGAUUAAACAGUAUCCCAUUA
Molecule: messenger RNA, 2166 nt
Organism: Maylandia zebra (zebra mbuna)
Lineage: Eukaryota; Metazoa; Chordata; Actinopteri; Cichliformes; Cichlidae
Product: Na(+)/H(+) exchange regulatory cofactor NHE-RF2
Biological process (GO): protein localization to plasma membrane
Cellular component (GO): apical plasma membrane
Molecular function (GO): signaling receptor binding; protein-membrane adaptor activity
Source: RefSeq, a predicted model, not a curated record